Paramormyrops kingsleyae is the source of this 2707-nucleotide messenger RNA. It is a transcript of the gene ccdc191, whose product is annotated as coiled-coil domain containing 191. Lineage: Eukaryota; Metazoa; Chordata; Actinopteri; Osteoglossiformes; Mormyridae. The record is from RefSeq and is a predicted model, not a curated record.
GCAGUAGCAACUGUUAAGACAACGGCUAUAUUACCGAUGGUACUUCGGAGCCGAUAGCGCACCGGUUCCUUUUUCGUGAAUCUAGCUCUUCUUGGGCUCUGUAGCUUUAAAAAUACUGCGUAUCGCUACACACAAAUUCCAGAAAGCAGAGGCAAAAGAACCUCAAACCACAUGGCACAUUUCGUGCCGAAGCCGGACCUCUUUCGCUGGAAGAGGAUCACCAAGAAUGAAAUGCAUACUAAGGCAAAGGUGAACAGAGAUGACAUUGAGCACUGGAGGCAGAAGGUGGAGGCCGCCUCGCAGCUGGCCAUGUCCCAGGUGCUCUGCGGCAGGCAGAGAGGAGUGCCCGGCGUGGGUGGGCGUGGCCAGGCCAUAGCUCUGCGUAACCAGGAGCAGCUCCGUGAUCACGAUGACGCCUUCAGAGAAGCCCAGACCCUGCUGAGUGACUGGAUGAACAGCAAACUGCGGCUGGAGCUGGAGCUGGGAGAGGAUGAGAGAGAGACCAACAGCCCACUUAUAUCACCUUCUGAGCAGCCGGGAUUUCUGCAACACACCAAUUUUGAUGACUUGCACUCACACCUGGAACAGGAAGCAGACAGCACCACAGCGCACACACUCCUGUGGGAGCUCAUGCAGAGGACAGCAGUGGACUGUGGGAUACUAGAAGAAUCUAGACUGGAUACAGAGAGAGAGAAGAGGAAGCAGAUGGACCCAUGCGUCACCAUGGAAAUCCAUCAUCAGCAGGUUCAAGAGAGACAGACAUGGCUGGAUGCUGAAUGUGAGCGGAGGUACAGAGAGGAGGCAUUGAGGAGGGAAGGGAGGAGAGAGACAGGGAGGAAGGAAGGGAGUAGAGAGGCACACCAGCAGGACUUGAGGAGGCAGGAGGCUCUUCUGGAACAGGAGGUGGUGCAUUUGUGCAAAGAAAUGGAGGAGAAGAGGAAUUUGGAGCAGCGGAUGAGGGAGCAGGAGAGGAUGAGCAGGAACAGGUCGAACCAUGUCUCCUCCCCGUCUGACCCGGGCCUCUCCCAGCACUCCCAGAAUUCUCAAUCUAGUAUGCAACAGGACAGCCAGUGGCUGCACAGGAUGCAGGUGGCAGAGGCCAAAGCCCAGCUGCAGGGGCUGCGGUGUCUGCAGAGCCACUUCUCAGCCUGGUACUGGGCGGUGCUGCAGCAGCACCUGUGCAUGGGCAAGGCGGUGGCCCUCUCUGAUUGGAAUAGGCAACUGAGAGUAUGGCGUGCCUGGCUUCUGUGGGUGUGGAAGCAGCAGGCACGGCGAAAGGCUGAGGCAGCAGAGGAACAGCUCCGCGCUGACAACAGGUGCUGCCAGUUGGCACUGGAGAGUAACCGACGGCGGCUGCUGAGGUGGAGCCUGGCGGAGUGGCAGGCCUGGUGCUGUGCUCAGCAGCAGCAGAGGGAUGUGCAACUGGGGCGGGAGGAGACGCGGCGCAAGAUGGCUGCCUUGGUCAGUGCGGCAGCGGCAGGAAAGCUGGGAGGGGGGCAGCUUUUGGCUCCUCCCUCAAGACCUGGAGGGAUGCACUCCAUGAGGCAGGCAGGGGACGCUGGUGUGCUACCCACACAGCACAGUGCCCCCUGUUGGCUGGACAGGGAUGCGCUGGGCAAUGGGCUAAUUGGCCAGCAACAACAGCAGGGCAUUAAGCAGUCUGUCCUGAAGGAGGAGCGUCAGAAGCAGAGAAUGCUGGGAUUGAAGCGGGAAGCCAAACAGGAGCAGUACACCGAAGGGCCCAGUGAGCAGAGGUUCCUGAGGCAAACCAGGAUCUCCCGACCAGUACCCAGAAUCUCCCAGGUUCCCUCUACCCAUCCCCACCCUGUGGUCAGAGCUAUGGAAGAGCGCGCCAAGCUGCGGGCAGAGCGACAGAGGGAGGUGCAAGAGAUGAGGAAGAGGAGGGAGGAGGAACAGCUGAAGCAGCUGAAAGCAGCAGAGGAGGCACGACAGAGGGAAGAGGAGCAGGAGAAGCAGGCUGCGGUGGAAAGGAAGAGGGAGCAGAGGAGGCAGGAGAAGGAGAGGCAGCUGGAGUACCAGCGCAGGGCAGAGAGAAGCCGCCAGCUGAAUGCCAAGGCGCUGCAGUACCGCUGCCGUGCCCUGCUGCUGUUCCACGGUCUAGCGCCAUGGCGACGUCUGCUGGAGCUCAGGUGCUGCCAGGAGCAGCUGGCCAUAGAGCACCAUGGCUGCUUGGUCCAGAGGUCAUUCCUGUUCUUCUGGGCUCGACUCAUGAGUGAAUGCCGGGCUGAGAGGGAGGCGUGUGCCGACCACCUCCACAAGCACCUCCUGCUGCGGAGGGGCCUUGGAGGCUGGCUGAAGCUGAAGAACCUGGCCUUGGCCCAGACGCUGCGAGCUGAUGAGUUCUUCCGUCUUGGGACCCUGAGGAAGAUGCUGGUGGCGCUGCUGGUUCACAUGACCCGAGAAAAGCUUGUGGCCCGCAAGCAGGAAUGGCGAGCCUCAGAGUACAGUGACAGGCGGGUUGUGCGGCGCUGCGUCCGGGCCUGGCAGACCCUCCCCGGGCUGCUGUGCAAGGAGCGGGAGAGAGAGCAGAGACGAUGCUGGCUGCGCAGCCGGGUGGCUAAGAUUCUGCCCGACUUCAGGGCCUUGCCCGCAGUGACUUCCUGGGACCUGGAAGCCCCAAGCCACUCUGACAUUUGACCCAAAGCAGCUGGCAGCUCGAUUAAAGACACAGCUGUUCUCAAAGCAC